Molecule: messenger RNA, 1845 nt
Organism: Loa loa (African eye worm)
Lineage: Eukaryota; Metazoa; Nematoda; Chromadorea; Rhabditida; Onchocercidae
Exons: 10
Coding region: 1-1845 (614 amino acids)
Source: RefSeq, a predicted model, not a curated record
AUGAAAUUGGGUUUGGAGAUAACGCGUUUAAUGAUCGAUAGUCGUCAUGGAGAUUCAAAGUAUAUCGAACAGAUGCUUCAAAGAGCUCCUAAAAUCAUUGAGACUAGUUCUCUGCUCUCCAUGCAUACGUUCCUCGUGCAUCAACAGUGUUUUUUGAAAUUCUCUUGUACAAGCAUUGUCUUACUUGAAGAUUGGACAAUUAAAAUUGUUCCAAGAUUAAGCAUUAAUGAAAAGAUAUUGGAUAGUAUGUUUUUGAAAAAUGCAAUACAGUCUUAUUUGCAUUUUUCGCAACUGAGCUCCCAGACGACAUGUAGUGAAGAACAGCUGUCAAAUGAUACAGUUUGCAAAUAUAGGAUUCCUAUGGAUGAUGUCUGUCUGUGUGUUCAGUUAAGGAGUUUUGAAAUUCAUGGAUUUCCUCUUGGACGACUUAAUUCACUGUCUUGUGUUUACGUAAUAGUCAAAUGGAAAAAAUACAAUGCUUCUCCGCAUUUAUGGUCAUCGAAAUUCGCUAGGUCACUUUCUGAGGAGUGGUUGCUACUUUCAUCGAUAUUGUUUGGUGAGAAACAUUUUACUGCAUCAUCAUCUGGAAUCCCAGUUUUUUACAUAUCAUUUGAAUAUCAGCGAAACAGUGAGAUGGAUGGAAUAGAAUUUGAAAGCGUUAGGAAAAGCAAUGCAUCUGUAUACAACACUUAUAACCUUAAAACGGCAUUUUAUGAACAGCUAUUAAUUAAAGACAGUUGUGCUUGCAAGUCAACUCAUUUACAUUCUGGGCCACGAAUUUGUCGGUUUUUCAAUUUCCGAAAUGAUGUAAGAGCUACGGAUGAAAAGAUGCUGCUGGGAAAUGAACAGAGUGUUAAAUUACCUACUGUUGAGAAUCUACUGUCAGCAUCAGAAUCUUCAAUAGAGACUGGAUCUCCACUGCAAGCAGUUCCGCCAUCGCCUGCCUCACGCCGAGAAACCCUGCCACGCCGAAGUCUUAUUUCCGCAUUUCGUUUUAUGUCAAAUGCAUCCAAAGCCUUCUCCAAAUCUACUGGUCUGCCCCUAAAUUCUAGUCCUGCGCCGUUCAACCGCAGCGAAACGAAAUUUGUUAGAGAUUUGCCAGUAAAAAGUACACGAAAUAAAAUCAUCGAGAAAACAGCUAGAGAAGAAACGACCGCUCAUAUUUUGCGAAAUGCGUCGAUGGAUGAAAAAGACAGUAAUCCAAGUUAUUAUGGAAGUGGAUGUACUAGGAGAAGUACAUCUUCAAACAGUGGUUUGUUGUGCAACUUUGAAGAAAGUGCACUGAACGGCCGUUUAGAUCCGGUCACGUCUUUAGGUGGUUUUCACCUGCAAAUUGCAGCAAGCGACGAAGCUUGUUCUCCCCAUCUUACAUUGCCAGUUACAACUUUCUUUUUCAACAUGCCUGAAGAUGAAGCACCUUUACCUUACAUGGGUUUUUGUUCAUUGGAAAACAUGCGCAAGGGUUAUAGAAUUCCCAGGAAGGGCAUUUUACAGGCGGUGUUGUUUAAUCCACAAGGCACUGUGGUACGAAUGUUUGUAGUCAAAUUUGACGUUAGUGACAUGCCGCCUUCUUCACAAACCUUCUUACGACAACGUACAUUUUUUAUGCCAGUAGGAUGCACGUGCGAUGAUGUGCUUCGCUCUUGGCUUAAAUAUCUGAUCCAUAUAAGCUUGGCAACAGAUCGUCGUGGCAGAUUGUAUGUUCACACCGACAUAAAGAUGUUAUUUUCACAAAAAAAUGAACUGGAAACGUUGAAUUUUGAACUGGGGAAAGAUAUGAUUAAAUACCAACUCCAGUCUUUCACAGAAAUGCCUCGAAAUCCAAAAUAUUCACCUCGCAAGUGA